UCAUCCCCCAGCUUAUUUCUCUCUCCAAAUCACAAAGCAGCUGACAACAAGCUUUUCUUCUUCUUCUUAUCCUGUAAAACUCAAGUGAAUAGAAGAAGAAGAGAUGAAUGUAAGCAUGGCCAUGGCAGACCAUCAUCUCCUUUUCAGACCCAUUUCCACUUUUAUGCCCACCACCACUCUCCCUCCAUUCUUUUCUGUUUCUUGCAACUUCAGUUCUACUAAAGCUUUUGCAGUUCCAAGAAGGAGUGUGAUGGCAUUGAUUCUUUCCGGCUGCGUAUUCUCACAAACUAGGCCAAAUACUGCAUUCGCUCAACAAUCUGUUGAGUUUAGGGAAUUUAUAGAUACUUUUGAUGGGUAUUCUUUCAAUUAUCCUAAAAAUUGGAUACAAGUUCGUGGUGCCAAUGCUGACAUAUUCUUCAGAGACCCUUUCAUUCUUGAUGAGAACCUUUCAGUUGAGGUAUCCUCACCUUCGUCGUCUAAAUACAAAAGUGUGGAAGAUUUGGGUCCACCACAAGAAGCCGGAAAGGCGGUCCUUAGACAGUAUUUGACUGAGUUCAUGUCUACUAGACUUGGCGUGAAACGUGAAUCAAGUAUUCUCUCUACUUCUUCGAGGGUUGCUGAUGAUGGAAAGAUGUACUACCAAAUUGAGGUGAACAUAAAGUCAUUUGCUAGCAACAAUGAGUUGGCAGUUAUGCCAGAAGACAGAGUAGUUCGUAUGGAAUGGAAUAGGCGAUACCUUUCGGUUCUGGGAGUUGAGAACAACCAGUUAUACGAGUUGAGACUACAAGUGCCUGAAAAUGUAUUUGUAGAAGAAGAGAAUGAUCUUCGUAAAGUCAUGGAUUCAUUUAGGGUUAACAAGUUAUCUGCUUGAUAACUUUCAUAAUGUUUAAUUCACAUUGACUUUGUUUACUUUGGAUAUGUGUGUUUGAGGUUUUGUAUAUUUCACAUCACAAUAUCUCAAACUUAGCAGUUUUGCCUUCUGCUUUA
Erigeron canadensis is the source of this 987-nucleotide messenger RNA. RefSeq names its product psbP domain-containing protein 1, chloroplastic. The coding region runs from base 104 to 871 and encodes 255 amino acids. The record is from RefSeq and is a predicted model, not a curated record. Gene Ontology annotation, molecular function: calcium ion binding. Gene Ontology annotation, cellular component: photosystem II oxygen evolving complex; photosystem II; extrinsic component of membrane. Gene Ontology annotation, biological process: photosynthesis. NCBI's taxonomy places the organism in Eukaryota, Viridiplantae, Streptophyta, Magnoliopsida, Asterales, Asteraceae. The transcript is spliced from 3 exons.